Messenger RNA from Pediculus humanus corporis (human body louse), 219 nucleotides. RefSeq lists its product as uncharacterized. Lineage: Eukaryota; Metazoa; Arthropoda; Insecta; Psocodea; Pediculidae. The coding region runs from base 1 to 219 and encodes 72 amino acids. The record is from RefSeq and is a predicted model, not a curated record. The transcript is spliced from 2 exons.
AUGUGGAGAAGGGCUUCGUGUGAACAGCAGUUGGACACGAGGAAUCCGGUUCACAUUCCGGAACCUGGCACCGGAACCGUACCAAUUUGUGGUCGGAUCCCGAUUCCGCUCGGUAUACGAGUUCUCGCGUCCGAGUCAGGAACGGAAUUCGUCGGGGUAACCCAACAAAACCCGGAGACGCCGUCUGGAGAUCCCGAAAGAGUUUUCUUUUCUCUAUGA